UGAGGAGCCAUCGAGCUCGGCUCCCGGAGCAACAGCACCUCAGUCCACCGGUAACGACACCGACGCGACGCGAAAAUAAAACGGCGACAGAGACAGCACCGCCGGGCGGCUCGGCUGGCGUCGACGCGGCUCGCGAACAGGGACGCCGCAGACAUGAACGGGAUCACCAAGGGCCGCUUCGAGGUGUUCUCAAGCAGUGAUGAAGCCCCCAUCAAUAAGAAGCUCCCCAAAGAGCUCCUGCUUAGAAUAUUCUCCUAUCUGGACGUGGUCACCCUCUGCCGGUGUGCUCAAGUCUCCAAGGCCUGGAAUGUUCUGGCGCUGGACGGCAGCAACUGGCAGAAGAUCGACUUGUUCAACUUCCAAACGGACAUCGAGGGCCGUGUGGUGGAGAACAUCUCCAAGCGGUGUGGAGGAUUCCUGAGGCAGCUCAGCUUGCGGGGAUGCCUGAGCGUGGGCGACGCGGCCAUGAGAACUUUUGCACAGAACUGUCGUAACAUCGAAGUGUUGAACCUGAACGGCUGCACCAAGAUCACAGACAGCACCUGCCUCAGCCUCAGCAAGUUCUGCUCCAAACUCAAACAUCUGGACCUCACCUCCUGCGUCUCCGUCACCAACCAUUCCCUCAAGGCCCUCAGCGACGGCUGCCGCAUGUUGGAGACGAUGAAUCUGUCCUGGUGCGACCAGAUCACGCGCGACGGCAUCGACGCUCUUUCCCGAGGCUGCGCUGCAUUACGGACACUCUUCCUCAGAGGCUGCACACAACUGGACGACGGCGCCUUGAAACAUUUGCAGAAGCACUGCCAAGAGCUCACCGCCAUCAACUUGCAGUCGUGCACGCAAAUCACUGAUGAUGGUCUGGUGAGUCUGUGCCGAGGAUGCCACAAGCUGCAGAUCCUCUGCGUGUCGGGCUGCGGCAACAUCACGGACGCCUCCCUCAUCGCACUGGGACUCAACUGUCCUCGACUCAAGAUCCUCGAAGCUGCUCGAUGUUCCCACGUGACGGACGCCGGCUUCACCGUGCUGGCCAGGAACUGCCACGAGCUUGAAAAAAUGGACUUAGAAGAAUGUAUUUUGGUGACAGAUAACACUUUGGUUCAGCUGUCCAUCCAUUGCCCCCGUCUGCAAGCUUUGUCUCUGUCUCACUGCGAGCUGAUCACGGACGACGGCAUCCGGGCACUGAGCGCGAGCGCCUGCGGCCAGGAGCGUCUGAGCGUGGUGGAGUUGGACAACUGCCCGCUCAUCACCGACGUCACCCUGGAGCACUUGAAGAGCUGCCACCGCCUGGAGCGCAUCGAGCUGUACGACUGCCAGCAAGUCACGCGGGCCGGCAUCAAGCGCAUCCGGGCCCACCUUCCCGACAUCAAGGUCCACGCUUACUUCGCCCCCGUCACGCCCCCUCCCUCGGUGCACGGCGGCGGGCAGCGCCUGUGUCGCUGCUGCAUCAUCCUCUGACAGUGGAGGGCCAGGGGGGGCCACCUCUGCCUGCAGGUGCUGCUGCUCUGAAAACCACAGAGGAAGGGUGAUGGAGUGGGGGCAGGGGUCGGGCUAGUAGAAGGAGAGGAGGGGCUGGACCCACUCAACUGCUUCCUGGUCCUACCCGGACCGCUACGUAGGCUCCUCCUCUUCCUCGUGAGCAUCUUCUCACACGUUUGCCAUCCUUCCUUACGACCGCCGUACAUCCAGAAUGGACAAUCACGAGACGCCACGGGCGAAACAGGACUGCCAUUUUGAGAUUUUGUUUGAACUGAGAAAAGAAGAGGCAACUUUUUUUAUUUUUGGCUUAUCGUAACGGUUCUUCCUGCCCCCCCCCCCCCCCCCCCCCCGCCUAAGUGUCAAUUCAGAGCCGCAGUGUUAAACAAAGAAGUAUUACAGCAUUUGUUUACAUCCCGGAUUAGCUUUGCACCACGCUAACUUGUUUACAUUGGUAGCCCGCCUUCCAUUCGCUACAUUUUACAAGCGGCUUCCCAUUUUGACAAUCACGCAUCAUUUGGGACAAAAGAAAAAAAAUCAUAGCUAAGCAUUUCACCCCCCCUAAUGACAGGACUCAAGGAUUAUGGGGAGAGGGAAGACUUCCAGCAGGCUAGUUUGUGGAUGAUGCAAACAAAAAAGGAUUUAAAAGAAAAAAAAGAUGGACUGGCUAAGCUGAUGCUAACGCCCUUCCCUCUUCUUUGAAAAGGUCUUUAACAGUUUUAUGUUUGAGAAAAUAAACAGAUGGAUAAAUAAAGUGAAACCAUAGGAAAUACAUGCUUCUUGAGGCAACA
This is a messenger RNA of Syngnathus acus (greater pipefish), 2261 nucleotides long. It is a transcript of the gene fbxl2, whose product is annotated as F-box and leucine-rich repeat protein 2. Gene Ontology annotation, molecular function: protein binding. Gene Ontology annotation, biological process: SCF-dependent proteasomal ubiquitin-dependent protein catabolic process. Lineage: Eukaryota; Metazoa; Chordata; Actinopteri; Syngnathiformes; Syngnathidae. The record is from RefSeq and is a predicted model, not a curated record. The coding region runs from base 154 to 1452 and encodes 432 amino acids. The transcript is spliced from 14 exons. Gene Ontology annotation, cellular component: SCF ubiquitin ligase complex.